AUGUCCAUCCUCCCUGCUCUUCUCUGCCUCAGUCAGUUUCUGGGCCAGAAAACCCACGAGGAGGAUGGGACCCUCCCCAGGCCCACCAUCUGGGCUGAGCCAGGGCCGGUGAUCCCUUCAGACAGCUCUGUCACCAUCUGGUGUCAGGGGUCCCUGGAGGCUCAGGAGUACUGUCUGUGGAACAAAGAUGUGGAUAAAUUCUGGAACAGACAGAAACCAGUGGCGACAACGGACAAAGUCAACUUCUCCAUGAAAAAAUCCUACGCAGGGAGAUAUUAUUGUAAAUACCGCAGCCCCACUGGCCGGUCAGAGCUCAGUGACGCCUUCAAAUUGGUGCGGACAGGAUUCUACGACAAACCCAGCCUCGCAGCCCUGCCCAGCCCUGUCGUGACCUCAGGAGGAAACGUGACCCUCCAGUGUGCCUCACGGGAAGGAGUGGACGGGUUCACUCUGAUUAAGGAAGGGGAAAGCGGGCACUCCUGGACCCUGGACUCACAGCCUCACCCCAGUGGGCAGUCCCAGGUCCUGUUCCUUGUGGGCCCCGUGACCCCCAGCCACAGGUGGAUGUUCAGAUGCUAUGGAUAUUUUAGGAAGCACCCCGUGGAGUGGUCUCACCCCAGUGACCGCCUGGAGCUCCUGGUCUCAGGACCCUCUGGAGGCCUCAGCCCCUCUACCACAGCAUCUAUCUCCACAGUGGGAAGCUCAGAGGAUCAAGGAGGCUCCAGCAGAGAUUCCGAAGAGCAGAGCAAUGCUCUUGUGAUGGGCCCACAGCCUGGGGAGAGCAUGGAACUGGACCCUCAGGUUGCUGCACCUGCUGCCCCCCAGGAGGUGACCUACGCCCAGCUGACCCACCUGACCCUCAAAAGGGAGACAAGUCCACCCCCUUUCUCCCCAUUAGAGCAGCCCCCGGCUGAGCCCACCUCCAGCCCCCAGGACCACACAAUGGAGAAUCUCAUCCUGUUGAGUUGGGCUGGACUGAUGCUCAUAGGGUUUGAGGCCCUGCUGUUUCAGGCUUUAGACAGUGACGGAAGGACCCAGGAUGAAACUGAGAUGUGA
Messenger RNA from Pteronotus mesoamericanus, 1056 nucleotides. Its product is annotated as leukocyte immunoglobulin-like receptor subfamily A member 5. Gene Ontology annotation, molecular function: inhibitory MHC class I receptor activity. Lineage: Eukaryota; Metazoa; Chordata; Mammalia; Chiroptera; Mormoopidae. Gene Ontology annotation, cellular component: plasma membrane. The record is from RefSeq and is a predicted model, not a curated record. Gene Ontology annotation, biological process: cytokine-mediated signaling pathway. The transcript is spliced from 9 exons. Bases 1 to 1056 code for a protein of 351 amino acids.